Messenger RNA from Nicotiana tabacum (common tobacco), 366 nucleotides. The record is from RefSeq and is a predicted model, not a curated record. Lineage: Eukaryota; Viridiplantae; Streptophyta; Magnoliopsida; Solanales; Solanaceae.
AUGCCCUUAUCCUUGUUCAAGAAAUUGGGUCUGGGAGCUCCAAGACCAACUACUGUGAUGUUGCAGCUGACUGAUAGGUCCAUAACACAUCUUGAGGGAGUGAUUGAAGAUGUGUCGCUGCAAAUUGGGAAAUUUAUCUUUCAUGCAGACUUCAUUAUCCUAGAUUAUGAGGCUGAUGAAUUGGUUCCAAUCAUAUUGGGACGACCUCUCUUGGCUAUUGGUGAUGCAAUUAUUAAAGUGAGAGAGGGAAAAAUGAUUUUGAGGGUGGAUAGCAAGGAAGCAGUCUUUAAUGUCUACAAAGCAAUCCAACUUCCCCGCCACUAUGAGGAGCUCUCAAUGAUAUCUGUUGUGGAGGUUGAUGACUAA